CUGAUCACUUGCUGCUCCAGUUCAUGCUGUCACCACAUCUGCCUGUCAUCAUCGCUGGAACCACAACGCUCACCUCUAAACUACUGCCAUCAUGGUGUACUGGGCACUGAUGCUUGUUGUUGUCAUCAUGGAAUGUGUUUGUGGGAAACCUCCGCUACCUCCUCUGCCUAUGAAAGAUGGCUGCUACGUGAUUUCUCCGGAGGUGGAGAUAUUCAGAGUGGAGGGCGAGGCUGUGAUUCUCUACUUCCCAAUGUUCAUGAGAGUUCUGAAAGUACGCAACAUUGCCCCUCCGACAGCCAAGUACUUCAUCAGUAAGGACAAUGGGACAGCGGGCGUGGAGUAUCAGGGCGAGGGACGUGUCCAGCAGCAUGACAAACAGCUGUGGUUCCUCCCAGCUCAGGCUUCAGACUCGGGGGAAUACACCUGCACCUACAGAAAUGAAACCUACUGUGUAACUGGGAGCAUCACGCUACAAGUGUAUGAAUCCACUUCUGUUGACAUGAAAAAAUUGUCCUAUCCAUUGUUGGCCACAGUGGGAGAAAAGCAGAGAUUCGAGUGUCCUUCCCUAAGUUACUUCAACAGCACAGACAGCCUUAUAGAGUGGUACAAGGACUCCAGCACCACAGCUCUCCAGCCAGGCAGAGCAGGUUCCUCCCAUUGGGACGAAGGAAAGCUAGUGAUCCCUGCUGUGAGGCGAUCCCAUGCAGGUGUUUACACCUGCCAACUCAGAGUGCUCAUCAACAACCAGCCAUACAAAGUCAGCAGAGCCUUCCAGCUAAACGUGCAAGGCCAAGACCCCGAAAUCACCACCACAACCUCUGUGCCGGACCUCUCCGAGACCUCUGACACGACGUUCCUCAGCAGCACCUACAGCACUGCUCACACUCCACUCGUACUGCCACCUGUGAUUGUCUCACCUCUAAAUGGAACCACAUUUGAAAGUUCUCAUGGCUCAGGACUGGAGCUGUUCUGCACAGUGCUCACUGAGUGUCCAAUGGCUGAGUCCACUGUGGUCACAUGGCUGGUGAAUGACCAAUCAGUGGAGACAUCGUACCUGGACAGACGGGCUCUACAGGGAGGAAGAAGGGUAACCAGGGUGUAUGGAGGCUGCCAGAUUGAGAUGAGGCUAUUCAUUACGAUGAUAACAGAAGAAGAUGUGGAGACACAGCUGAAGUGCGUCACACAGAACACGGGAGGGAGACAGGAAGCUGUUGUCCAGCUUCAACUAGAGGACUCUACGUUCACGUGGCUGGUUGUAGCGGCGGUUGCGGUGUCCUGCUUCCUGGCGGUGGUUUCUAUUUUCCUUUACGUCCUCUUCAAACCCAAAAAGAACAAGAAAAUGGAUUACAUUCUGGCUCGGCAGAACAGCACCUUCAGCUGUUAGUGUACACGCUCCCGCCACAACCAAAAACCUCCUUUUAUGCAAUGUUCGCAUGUGGUUUCAUGCAGUGGUGACACAAUGUCAUGCUUGGUGUUAACACUUACGAUAUCAUGUUAAAGCAGCACUUGAAGGCAUUUGGUUUAUUUACACAGUUGCUGCAGUUUCCAUGCAUCUGUUGUCCUGUAGUGACAGAAAUAUCCUGCCUGACUGUUACACUGAAGUACUCCAUCUCAAACAUACACUCAGAGGCCACUUUAUUAGGUACGGCUGUAAAAUCCAAUUUAGCAGCUCAGCUCCAAACUCUUGCAUGUUUAGUUCCAAUCACUGAAAUAAUUAAUAUGUGUUUAUGUGUUUCUGGAGUGCAUCACACUGAAUGUAGUUUUUAAUAGUCUUUUACCUUUAUAUUUGUCAAUGGCAUCAAGUCUGCUUGAAUUUUUUUAGUAAGCGUAAUUAAAAGAACAGUGUUGAUGUCCACAUGUACGGUACUUUUAAAAGGUAAAAGUAUUUUACAGAAAAACUGCUGUAGUGGACAGAUAGAUAGAUAGAUAG
Molecule: messenger RNA, 1930 nt
Organism: Stegastes partitus (bicolor damselfish)
Lineage: Eukaryota; Metazoa; Chordata; Actinopteri; Pomacentridae
Product: interleukin-1 receptor type 2-like
Exons: 10
Coding region: 92-1384 (430 amino acids)
Molecular function (GO): interleukin-1 receptor activity
Source: RefSeq, a predicted model, not a curated record